Messenger RNA from Arvicola amphibius (Eurasian water vole), 2007 nucleotides. Its product is annotated as solute carrier family 5 member 4A-like. The record is from RefSeq and is a predicted model, not a curated record. NCBI's taxonomy places the organism in Eukaryota, Metazoa, Chordata, Mammalia, Rodentia, Cricetidae. Gene Ontology annotation, cellular component: plasma membrane. The transcript is spliced from 18 exons. Gene Ontology annotation, biological process: transmembrane transport; sodium ion transport. Gene Ontology annotation, molecular function: D-glucose:sodium symporter activity.
GCAAUAGGGACACGCACUGCCUACAGCAUGGCCAGCACCCCAAGCUCCAGUGUGAGCACUGACAGCUCAGACUUGUCUUCACUGUCUCAGAACAUCAACAACGCAGCCGACAUCUCUGUCAUCGUCAUCUAUUUUGUGGUGGUGCUAGCUGUUGGAAUAUGGGCAAUGCUGAAGACGAACCGAAGCACUGUUGGAGGUUUCUUUCUGGCAGGUCGAGCUAUGACCUGGUGGCCAAUGGGUGCUUCCAUGUUUGCCAGCAACAUUGGCAGUGGCCACUUUGUGGGCCUGGCUGGGACAGGUGCAGCUUCAGGAAUUGCCGUGACAGCAUUUGAAUCACAUUCGUUCCUCUUGUUGCUGCUCCUGGGGUGGUUUUUUUGUGCCAUCUACAUCAAAGCUGGGGUGAUGACCAUGCCGGAAUACCUCAGGAAACGGUUCGGUGGGCAGCGGCUCCAGAUCUACCUCUCGGUCCUCUCCCUCUUCAUCUCGGUGAUUCUGAAUAUCCCAUCCAAUAUAUUUUCUGGAGCCAUAUUCAUAAAGCUGGCUUUCGGGUUGGACCUUUACCUGGCGAUCUUCAUCCUUUUGGCUAUCACGGCUGUUUUCACAAUCACGGGUGGCUUGGCCUCUGUGAUUUACACAGAUACCUUCCAGGCCAUUAUCAUGCUGGUUGGAUAGUUCAUCCUCAUGGUGUUUGCAUUUAUUGAAGUUGGAGGCUAUGAGAGCUUCACAGAGAAGUACAUGAACGCCAUCCCCUCUGUAAUCCAGGGGGACAACCUGACCAUCAGCUCCAAGUGCUACACUCCUCAGCCGGACUCCUUCCACAUCUUCCGAGAUGCUGUCACUGGAGACAUUCCAUGGCCGGGAACCGCAUUUGGGAUGAUUAUUACAGCUAUGUGGUACUGGUGCACAGACCAGGUCAUUGUACAGCGCUGCUUAUGUGGCAAGAACAUGACCCAUGUGAAGGCUGCCUGCAUAGUGUGUGGGUACCUGAAGAUACUGCCCCUAUUCUUCAUGGUAAUGCCAGGGAUGAUCAGCCGCAUUCUGUACACAGAUAUGGUGGCCUGUGUUGUGCCUUCUGAGUGUGUAAAGCAAUGUGGUGUUGACAUUGGCUGCACCAACUAUGCCUACCCAAUGUUGGUGCUGAAGCUGAUGCCCAUGGGACUGCGAGGCCUGAUGCUGUCAGUCAUGGUGGCCUCCCUCAUGAGCUCCCUGACCUCCAUCUUCAACAGCUCCAGCACCCUCUUCACCGUGGACCUCUACACCAAGAUGAGGAAGAAGGCGUCGGAGAGAAAGCUCCUGAUAGCCGGACGGCUGUUUGUCACUGUGUUAAUUGUCACCAGCAUCCUGUGGGUCCCCAUAGUAGAAGUGUCUCAAGGUGGACAGCUGAUCCACUAUACAGAGUCCAUCUCUAGCUACCUGGGGCCUCCCGUUGCGGCUGUCUUCGUGCUCGCUAUCUUCUGUAAAAGAGUCAAUGAACAGGGAGCAUUCUGGGGUCUGAUGGCUGGACUCUUACUGGGCCUUAUCCGUAUGAUCGCAGAGUUUUCUUACGGGACAGGGAGUUGCCUGGUCGCCAGUAACUGUCCCACGAUCAUCUGUGGAGUGCACUAUCUCUAUUAUGCCAUCAUUCUUUUCUUCGUGUCUAUGUUGGUUGCUCUGGGAGUUUCUUUCUUAACAAAACCCAUCCCUGAUGUACACCUGUACCGCCUGUGCUGGACUCUCCGGAACAGUGAAGAGGAAAGAAUCGAUUUGGACGCAGAGGAGAAAAGGGAGGAAGAAAACGGGGGAAGCUUGCAGGACCAAAUGGAGAAACCUCGUGGAUGUCUCAGGAAGACUUAUGAUUUAUUCUGUGGUUUGCAAAAAACAGAGCCCAAGCUAACUAAAGAAGAGGAAGAAGUCCUGAAGAAGAAACUCACAGACACCUCAGAGGAGCCCUUCUGGAGGAAUGUCAUGAACACCAAUGCCAUUGUCCUCCUGGCUGUGGCGGUUUUUUUCUAUGGCUAUUUUGGCUGA